Molecule: messenger RNA, 1191 nt
Organism: Exophiala spinifera
Lineage: Eukaryota; Fungi; Ascomycota; Eurotiomycetes; Chaetothyriales; Herpotrichiellaceae
Exons: 1
Coding region: 1-1191 (396 amino acids)
Source: RefSeq, a predicted model, not a curated record
AUGGACAGUCGAACGGACACGUCUUCAUCGGGCCGCUUUGCUGGGCAAUGGGCCUUUCUGACCUCGCCUUCACGCCAGGCGCAACCAAGGUCUCUUCCGCAAACCUCGAGCUACCUGCGCGGCGACAAUAGCAAUGUCUCACCCUUUCUACAUAUCCAGCAACUCAACGUCUCACGAUCCAGCUUGUCCAGAAAUGCCAAAACCAGGUCUGUGGGGGGCCAGAGCACCACCACCAUUCCUUCUCAACCGGUCCUCGUUCGCGUCCAUUCUGCCAGUGCCUCUAUUCAAAUCCACCCUGAAACUCGGCCCAAGAAACUCAAAGAGAACAUGAGCAAAGACCGCGAAUUGCCUGCAAUUCAUGAGUACAGCAUCCGAGGGAUUUUGGCCGCAGUUCACGAGGAGGUCGAAGACGACGUCAACGCAAUCUCUGAAAUCCUGGGGAGGAGCAGACUCGUUCUGGCCGACGAACAUGAAAAUCAUUUGCCUCCUCAGGGUGAGAUCAGAGCUGCUCAGAACCAACUGCAAGUUGUGGCAGAAGCUAGCGCGAGCAACGAAAUAUUGGCUUCCGCAGACGAUGUGCUCAUUCUAGCAGACGACGCAAGUCUCGUAGCGGACAGUCAAACAGGCUCUUUCGCAUUCGGACUCUUGGAGAGGAUGCAAGUACAUCAGCGCAGCAGGAGUGGCAUGUCUGAUGCUGUGGGACAACGCAGUUCUCGGCCUCUGUCCACUUUUAACGGUAACCCUUCGUCGCCUGAGAUCGCAUAUGCUGCCGGCCAAGUCCAUGACCGGGCCACCACAGCUGCAGCGGCACAGUCAUCUCGACGCCUACUACCAAACCAGCUACGUCAAAGUCAAGACGUUCAAUCUUUGUCAAGAAGUACGAAUCCGGUUGUCUCCGAGACCUAUGUCUCUCCAGGAGCAGAUUCCGGAACCGUACUAACCCCAUCUCCAUUGUCGGGGGACGUUCACACCUAUACGCUCUACGGCUAUGAUGAAAAUGAGCUGUUGGGCGAUUCGCCGCUGCCACCCUCACUCACACGACGGACAUUUCUUGAUCGGCUUUGGUCAUUGAUACCAACAGAGGACAUUUCCAGACUCUUUUCCUGGAGACAGGGUCGAAAUGAGCGCGUGGUGACUGCAGAAUCGCAAUUGAGAGAUAUUAUGUACCGGCAAGAACAACGACGCCAAUGA